Penicillium psychrosexuale is the source of this 183-nucleotide messenger RNA. RefSeq lists its product as uncharacterized. The transcript is spliced from 2 exons. Lineage: Eukaryota; Fungi; Ascomycota; Eurotiomycetes; Eurotiales; Aspergillaceae. The coding region runs from base 18 to 146 and encodes 42 amino acids. The record is from RefSeq and is a predicted model, not a curated record.
CACGGAUAUUAUCGAAAAUGAGAGGCAGGCAUGGGAAGCACUUGAGAUUAUCCAGCGGCUCUAUGCUCCUAUUCACGACAAUUACAGUUUUGAUGGAUACGUCCCUAGCAAACUCUUUAGAUCUGUCGAGGCAGAGCUUCUACUAGAGCUCUACUAUCAAAUUGGCAUGUCCCGGUGGCAGUA